AUGGAGAUUUUUGAACAGGUGUGUCCGCUUCAGCUAAGUGCUCAGACCAGGCCACCGCAUGACUUGCCUUGCUCUUGGGCAACAUUUUUCAAUCCCUUGAUGUCCUUGGUGGAUUUGAUUUUGCCAUGUAUAAAAGCAGGAAUGAUGAACCUGGAGCCCUUGAACACCAAACCAUCAAGAAUGGUGAAUGUGCCUCUUUCAAGCCGAAUCCAAGACUUUACCAAACCCAACAGUGAAGAUGUUGUCACUCUUACAGGGAGCAGUGCCUUGGCCUCAAACCCAAGAGUUGAUGUGAAUGAUGAGAAGCUUAUGAAUGGUAUACAGCAAGCUGUGGAUGGUAGGCCACCAGGGUAUGCUGACUCAGCAUUUGAUGACAGUUCAAAUUUGGGAUCAUCCAGUCCUACAGAAGGAUCCAGUACAUGGGAACACGGUCAAUCACACUUUGACAGCUGUGCAUCAGCAUGUUCAAGGUGUGCUACCACACGUAAACAUGUUAUUAAAACAGCAGAAGAAGAUGAAGAACAUCAAAGUAAUGAAAAUAACAAGAAUGAUAAUGGGGAAUCGGAAGAAGAAAGUCACAAUUUAGGCUCUGGCACUACUGAGUACAAUGAAAAUAUUCUCAAUGAUAACAUCAGCAAAUCUCAAGAAAUAGGUGUCAACAGCACCGUAAUAACUCCAUCUGUGGAAAGUGAAUCAAGGGAAUUGAUGGAAAAUACUGUAAAUGAAAUCCAUGGAGAUGGAAAGGAAAAAAAAUUAAGAGAGCAAACACAUAAUGGGGUUCUGGAACCUGAACCUGAUCCUGAUGGAGAAACUGAAAAGAAUGAAGACGGUAGACAGCCUGAGGAAAAUCCCAAUGGUGAGCCAGGUCUCAAGGAAAACCCUUCAAAUGAAGUUGAUGAGGCACAAAGUGAAGGAGAAGAAGACAGCAUCAAAGAUCUGGAAAGGGAAGUGCUGGAUAUUGAGGCAGAAAAUACUGAAGUAGCAUAUUCUGAACAGGAAGCUCAUAUUCAAGAGAAUGAAUCUGUGAAAGAGGGCCAAAACAGUGAGAGAAGUGAGGAUAAAAUGGAGGAGAAUGGAGCUGAUGAGGUAGGUUCUGAAGAUGCUGAAGAUGAGGAGACUGAAACAAUUACAAAAAGUGACAGUGGCAAUGGAUCAAAUGAAGGAGGAGAUGACACCAAAACAUUUGCAAAGGAAGUGCAAAUGAUGGAUCAAAAAACUGAAGGAGUAAAAAUUGGGCAGGAUGAGAUUACUGAAGCAGGUUUUAUUUCUGAUGAAGGAGCAGCUGUUCCCUUCCAAGAGUCUGAUGUAAAAGGGAAGGAAAAGGCUUCUGAAUCUGAAGGAAGAGUGGCUGAAAGCAUCAGUGAGAACACAAGGCUGUCUUCUGAGAUGCAGGAGCAGGAGAAAGAUGAUGAAGGAGAUGAGGCUGAUGUGGAAGUAGAGGAGGAGUCUCUGUUGCAGCUACCUUUCAGAGAUCGAUCUCACAUUGACAAAACACUUCGGUUGAAUGAAAAGACUACAACUGAUGAUUUCUCAGGUGUACUGCAGCGGUUACGGAAGAUAUACAACAAUGCUAUCAGACCUAUGGAGCAAGCAUACAAAUACAAUGAACUGAGACAACAUGAAAUUACAGCCUAUCCAGGACGCUCCAUGACCUCAUUUCAAGAUGGAGAAAUUGUAUCAAAACCAAUGGUAUUGUUUUUGGGACCUUGGAGUGUUGGAAAAUCCACCAUGGUCAACUAUCUCCUUGGACUGGAUGAGACUGUCUACCAGUUGUAUACAGGCGCAGAGCCAACUACAACAGAAUUUACUGUACUCACACAUGGAAAUAAGAUACGGACUGUGGAAGGAAUUGUCAUGGCUGCCGAUAGUGCUCGAUCAUUUUCCCCUUUAGAAAAAUUCGGGCAGAACUUUCUAGAGAAACUUGUUGGCAUUGAGCUCCCACACAAGCUGCUAGAACGAGUGACUAUUGUGGACACCCCUGGAAUCAUUGAAAACCGUAAACAGCAAGAGAGAGGUUAUCCUUUCAAUGAUGUUUGCCAGUGGUUCAUUGACCGAGCGGACCUCAUAUUCGUUGUGUUUGACCCUACAAAGCUAGAUGUUGGAUUGGAAUUAGAAAUGCUCUUCCGUCAGUUGAAAGGUCGUGAAUCCCAAAUCAGAAUAAUUCUAAACAAGGCUGAUAAUGUAGCCACUCAAGAACUAAUGCGAGUCUAUGGAGCUCUCUUCUGGAGCUUGGCACCAUUAAUCAAUGUCACUGAACCACCAAGGGUCUAUGUUAGCUCUUUCUGGCCCUAUGAGUACCAACCUGAUACAAAUCAAAAUCUCUUUCUGAAAGAGGAGGUCUCCCUACUGGAGGAUCUUAAUCAAGUGAUUGAGAACAGGCUGGAGAACAAAAUUGCUUUUAUCCGCCAGCAUGCAAUACGUGUGCGCAUUCAUGCCCUUCUUGUGGACCGGUACUUGCAAACUUUUAAAGACAAAAUGACCUUCUUCAGUGAUCCGGAACUGGUUUUUAAUGAAAUACUGGAUGAACCAGACAAAUUUUACAUCUUUAAAUCCAUCUUGGCUAAAACAAAUGUCAGCAAGUUUGACCUUCCCAAUCCUAGCGUCUACAAAGAUUUUUUUGGCAUUAAUUCUAUCAAUAGUUUCAAAUUGUUAUCUGCACAUUGCUCCUACAUGGGAGGGUGUCUGCUGGAGAAAAUCGAGCGCAUCAUCACCCAUGAGCUUCCUGCUUUGCUGGGAGCGAUCUCCGCUGGGAAAAACCCAUCCCUUUCAUCCUGUGACAUCACGGGAUGUGGAGAAACACCAAAAAACCGAUACAGAAAGCCCUGA
This is a messenger RNA of Hypanus sabinus (Atlantic stingray), 2826 nucleotides long. It is a transcript of the gene srlb, whose product is annotated as sarcalumenin. The record is from RefSeq and is a predicted model, not a curated record. Gene Ontology annotation, molecular function: GTP binding. Lineage: Eukaryota; Metazoa; Chordata; Chondrichthyes; Myliobatiformes; Dasyatidae. The coding region runs from base 1 to 2826 and encodes 941 amino acids. The transcript has 9 exons.